AUGUCAUCGUCCGGCAAAGACAACAGCGCGGCCCAGCACGCCAAUCAUGUGGGACCUUACCGUUUGGAGAAGACACUGGGGAAGGGACAGACAGGCUUGGUCAAGCUCGGAAUCCACUGUGUAACAUGCCAGAAAGUCGCCAUAAAGAUUGUUAACCGGGAGAAACUCAGCGAGUCAGUACUAAUGAAGGUCGAGCGAGAAAUAGCUAUUCUGAAGCUCAUAGAACACCCACACGUUUUAAAGCUACACGACGUCUACGAAAAUAAAAAGUACUUGUACCUUGUGCUAGAACAUGUGUCUGGCGGUGAGCUGUUUGACUACCUGGUGAAGAAAGGCAGGUUAACGCCGAAAGAGGCCAGGAAAUUCUUCCGACAGAUCAUGUCUGCGCUGGAUUUCUGCCACAGUCAUUCCAUAUGCCACAGGGACCUGAAGCCAGAGAACCUGUUGCUAGAUGAAAAGAACAACAUCAGGAUAGCAGACUUCGGCAUGGCCUCCCUUCAGGUCGGAGACAGUCUGCUGGAAACCAGCUGUGGAUCUCCACACUACGCCUGCCCAGAGGUCAUCAGGGGAGAGAAGUAUGACGGGAGGAAAGCAGACGUCUGGAGCUGUGGGGUCAUUCUAUUUGCCCUGUUGGUGGGUGCCCUGCCGUUUGAUGAUGACAACCUGAGGAAUCUUCUGGAGAAGGUGAAGUUGGGAGUGUUUCACAUGCCACACUUCAUUCCGCCAGACUGUCAGAACCUGCUCCGCGGCAUGAUUGAAGUGGAUGCUACCAAAAGACUAACGUUAGAACAGAUCCAGAAGCACACAUGGUACAUAGCUGGGAAGAACGAGCCGGAGCCCGAGCAGCCGGUUCCCAGGAAGGUGACGAUCCGCAGUCUGCCCUCCGCAGACGAUGUGGACCCGGACGUCCUGGACAGCAUGCACUCCCUGGGCUGCUUCAGGGACAAAAACAAACUCCUGAAAGACCUGCUGUCAGACGAAGACAACCAAGAAAAGAUGAUCUACUUCCUGUUAUUGGACCGUAAGGAGAGGUAUCCAAGCCAGGAGGAUCAGAACCUCCCCCCUCGUAAUGAGAUCGAUCCCCCCCGGAAGCGGGUCGACUCUCCCAUGUUGAACCGUCACGGGAAGAGGAGACCGGAGAGGAAGUCCAUGGAGGUCCUCAGUGUCACAGACGGGGGCUCGCCUGUGCCGGCCAGGAGGGCCAUCGACAUGACACAGCACGGCCAACGGUCGCGGUCUAUCAGCGGCGCCUCCUCCGGCCUCUCCACCAGCCCCCUCAGCAGCCCACGGGUUACCCCCCACCCCUCCCCUCGAGGCAGCCCCCUCCCCACCCCCAAGGGCACCCCGGUGCACACUCCCAAGGACAGCCCGGCCGGGACCCCCAACCCGACGCCGCCCCCCAGCCCGUCCAUCGGAGGCAUGCCGUGGAGGACGCGUCUCAACUCCAUCAAGAACAGCUUCCUGGGCUCGCCACGCUUCCACCGCAGGAAACUCCAAGUUCCCACACAAGAGGAGAUGUCCAGCCUCACACCAGAGUCUUCCCCAGAACUUGCCAAAAAAUCCUGGUUUGGUAACUUCAUCAACCUGGAGAAAGAGGAGCAGAUCUUCCUCGUGAUCCAGGACAAGCCUCUCAGCUCCAUCAAGGCAGACAUCGUUCAGGCCUUUCUCUCGAUCCCCAGCCUCAGCCACAGCGUGAUCUCCCAGACCAGCUUUCGAGCGGAGUACAAGUCCACGGCCGGACCCACAGUCUUCCAGAAGCCGGUCAAGUUCCAGGUGGACAUCACCUACACGGAGAGCACGGCCGCCACCAAGGAGAACGGCAUCUACUCCGUCACCUUCACCCUGCUCUCAGGCCCCAGCCGGCGCUUCAAGCGAGUAGUGGAGACGAUCCAGAGCCAGUUGUUAAGCACACACGACCAGCCCGGGGUCCAGCAGCUGUCUGGCAGCCCAUUGAGUAACUUCUUUGACGUAAUUACACAACUUUUUUCAGACGAGAAGAACGGCCAGGGGCCCUACGGCUCCGGCUCGCCCUCCAAGCGCUGCCCGUCGCCCAUGCACGCCCGGAGGCACGAGCACAAUGACACCCGGUGCCCGGCGGCGGGCCGAGACCGGGCCAAGGUGUCCAUGUCGUCUCUGGGGACACAAGAGGAGUCUUAG
Messenger RNA from Limanda limanda (common dab), 2157 nucleotides. Its product is annotated as serine/threonine-protein kinase BRSK2. NCBI's taxonomy places the organism in Eukaryota, Metazoa, Chordata, Actinopteri, Pleuronectiformes, Pleuronectidae. Bases 1 to 2157 code for a protein of 718 amino acids. Gene Ontology annotation, biological process: microtubule cytoskeleton organization; intracellular signal transduction; protein phosphorylation. The transcript is spliced from 19 exons. Gene Ontology annotation, cellular component: cytoplasm. Gene Ontology annotation, molecular function: ATP binding; tau-protein kinase activity; protein serine/threonine kinase activity. The record is from RefSeq and is a predicted model, not a curated record.